This is a messenger RNA of Engraulis encrasicolus (European anchovy), 2473 nucleotides long. RefSeq names its product zinc finger protein 501-like. The record is from RefSeq and is a predicted model, not a curated record. Bases 197 to 1972 code for a protein of 591 amino acids. Gene Ontology annotation, molecular function: DNA-binding transcription repressor activity, RNA polymerase II-specific; RNA polymerase II cis-regulatory region sequence-specific DNA binding. The transcript has 3 exons. Gene Ontology annotation, cellular component: nucleoplasm. Lineage: Eukaryota; Metazoa; Chordata; Actinopteri; Clupeiformes; Engraulidae. Gene Ontology annotation, biological process: regulation of transcription by RNA polymerase II.
UUCCUUCCUCUCGUUCAAGGAAGUCAAAACAAACACAGUACAGACCGACAAGCACGUGUAGGCCUACUAUCACCGUUGUUUGUGUUACAGAAAGCGUAUUCGAAGGAACAUCCUUUUUCUUUUACACCCAUAUUUGUUCGACUGCUUUGGAGACACCGAAAAGGUGCAGUUUCAAGGUGUGUAGAACACAACUAAGAUGCCCUCUGCAGAAGUCAACUCUCCACUCCAGCUGAUGAGGAGCGUCAAAGAAGAGACAGAGGAGUUCAGCUUAGCUGACUCUCCAUCCCAGCUGAACAUAAAAGAAGAGAGAGGAGAGUUCCCUGGGUCUCCAGAACAGCUGGAGAUAAAAGAAGAGAGAGAAGAGUUCCCUGGUUCUCAAGAACAGCUGGAGAUAAAAGAAGAGAGAGGAGAGUUCCCUGGUUCUCCAUCCCAGCUGAACAUAAAAGAAGAGACAGAGCAUUUCCCCGGUUCUCCACCUCAGCUGAGGAGCGUAAAAGAGGACAGCGAGGAGACCCUGCGUUCUCUGUACAGUCUGAGGAGCGUAUCUGUAGUGCUGGUGGACUGCUGUAGACCACAAGGACGGCAGGAGAACAAUGAAGAGAACCACAGAGAUGCCGAGGCAAGGAAGAGAUCUGGGCAUCAGCUACACUGCAGUUCCAGUGGAGAGGAGUUUCGUGGAAAAACACAUUCUGCUGCCCUGACUACAGAGAGGCCGUACGUCUGCAGUCAGUGUAACAAGAGCUUUAAGAGAAAAGAUGAGCUCCAAAUCCACCAGCGUGUUCACACAGGGGAGAAACCAUUUUCAUGCACUGACUGUGGAAAGAGUUUCUCACAGUCUUCUAGUCUCCACACACAUCGCCGUAUUCACACUGGACAUAGGCCGUACGCUUGCAGUCAGUGUGGCAAGAGCUUUAAGAGAAAAGAUGAGCUCCAAAGGCACCAGAUUGUUCACACAGGGGAGAAACCAUUUUCAUGCACAGACUGUGGAAAGAGUUUCUCACAGUCUUCUCACCUCUACAGACAUCGUCGCUUUCACACUGGAGAGAGGCCGUUCCCUUGCAGUCAGUGUAGCAAGAGCUUUAAGACAAAGCAGGAGCUCCACAGCCACCCGCGUGUUCACACAGGGGAGAAACCAUUUCCAUGCAAAGAUGGUGGAAAGAGUUUCUCACUCUCUUCUGGCUUUCACAAAUAUCGCUGCAUUCACACUGGACAGAUUUCGUACGCUUGCAGUCAGUGUAACAAGAGCUUUAAGACAAAAUCAGAGCUCCAAAGGCACCAGAUUGUUCACACAGGGGAGAAACCAUUUUCAUGCACAGACUGUGGAAAGAGUUUCUCACAGUCUUCUAACCUAUACAGACAUCGUCGCUUUCACACUGGAGAGAGGCCUUUCCCUUGCAGUCAGUGUGACAAGAGCUUUAAGACAAAACAAAACCUCCAAAUCCACCUGCACAUUCACACAGGGGAGAAACCAUCGUCAUGCACCGACUCUGAAAAGAGUUUCUCAAGGUCUUCUGCACUUCACAUACAUUGUCGCAUUCACACUGUAGAGAAGCCGUAUGCUUGCAGUCAGUGUGACAAGAAAUUUAAGACAAAACCAGAGCUCCAAAUCCACCAGUGUGUUCACACAGGGGAGAAACCAUUUUCAUGCACAGACUGUGGAAAGAGUUUCUCACAUUCUUCUACUCUCCACAUACAUCGCCGUAUUCACACUGGACAGAGGCCGUACGCUUGCAGUCAGUGUGGCAAGAGCUUUAAGACAAAAUAUGAGCUCCAAAUCCACCAACGUGUUCAUACAGGGGAGAAACCAUUUUCAUGCACAGACUGUGGAAAGAGUUUCUCGCGGUCUUCUAACCUCCACACACAUCAUCGCAUUCACACUGGAGAGAGGCCGUAUGCUUGCAGUCAGUGUGACAAGAGUUUCAUAUGGUCUUCUCACCUUAAGAAACACUUGUUGUCACACUUGAGAAAGUAAAUCAUUGCACCAAUCAAGACUGCUCGCUGUUAGCCCCAACAUCAAACCCUGGGUAACCAGAGAUGUCAAGCAACUCCUCAAUAAGAAAAAGAAGCUUUUAAGGAGGGCAACUUGACAGAGCUGAGGAGUGGCAUCUAAAUGUAUACGCCAGCAAUGUUGAAGAAUCUUUAAAAAGAUCCUGGUUCUGGUUCGUGAUCCGUAUCACCACCAGAGUUUAAUCACUUGUUCCUUGGGUCAUUAUCAACAACUCCACAGAGUUUCAGCCGAAUCCGUUCAUAACUUUUUGAGUUAUCCUGCUGACAAACAGACAGACAGACAGACAAACCAACCAGCCGGAAACAUUACCUAAAAAACCCAGAUGGGCAAUGCUAAAGAGGCAGGGGAUCAAAACAUCACUGAGUGUGGAAAGAAGAGAAGUCAAUGGCCAAUGACCUAAACCAGUUCUACAACCGGUUUGGCAACUCUGCCACAGGGGGAGGCAUUUCACUUGUCACCUAUUAA